This is a messenger RNA of Ustilaginoidea virens, 1848 nucleotides long. RefSeq lists its product as uncharacterized. The record is from RefSeq and is a predicted model, not a curated record. Gene Ontology annotation, biological process: protein K48-linked deubiquitination. The transcript has 4 exons. Gene Ontology annotation, cellular component: nucleus. Bases 1 to 1848 code for a protein of 615 amino acids. Lineage: Eukaryota; Fungi; Ascomycota; Sordariomycetes; Hypocreales; Clavicipitaceae. Gene Ontology annotation, molecular function: cysteine-type deubiquitinase activity; ubiquitin binding.
AUGUUUCAGCCCCAAUCGAUGCCGUUUUCGCCCUCGUCUUUCUUUUCUUCGUUGCCUCCAUUUCAUGGGGUAGACUUUUCCAGUGUCUAUGACCUGCCCGAAGCCACAGGUGCAGCAGAAAGGGCGCUUAGCCCCACCAAUCGAGGGCAACAGCCGCAGUCUCAGGACCUGGCUCAUCAUACCCACAUGUUGUCCUCAUCUUGUGCCACAGCCGUUCUCCACCCACCUCAACAGCAUCUGCACUUGAGCCGACGACUGUCGCAGCACCCCCAUCCUCCAGAGGCGUCCCAAGUCGGCAAUAGUCAACUUCGACAUCAGCUCAAGCCGCACGGAAGGAUGGAGGGAGAAAACAGCCAUGACUUGGCUUCUCAGCAACAGGCAGCAGAAGAAUAUCAACCCGAUCUUCAGGAUUCCCUAGUCGGAGACAAAGCUCCUUGUGAAGCCAUCACACAUGAAUACGCCAAAGCUGACCAAGUCUAUGUGGAGAAAACGGUCGCCCUGCCCCAAACUUACUCUCAUUAUCGUCCUGUUAGGGGCGACGGCAACUGCGGCUGGAGAGCAAUCGGAUUCUCAUACUUUGAGAAACUUGUUAAUGUUGGUGAUCAAAACCAGAUUGAGGGAGAGGUUGCUCGGUUGAAAAGCUUGAACCACCUUUUGGCCACUGUGGGAGGUUACGACUAUUUUGAAGAUUUCGCCGAUGAGGCGUUUGAUCUCUUGCGUGAAGUUGCAGUCAUCAUCGAAAGACCUGAGACGGCACAUGAUUUGAUUCACCAGAAAUGGAACGAGACGGCAGUCGAAGGCAGCCUGAUCUUCUACUUUCGUCUGCUUGCGGCGACAUAUCUCAAAGCACAUGCCGCCACAUACGAACCUUUUAUCCCUGGAGGACAGAGCGUUGCUGCAUACUGUAGUCAAAAUAUCGAAGUCGUGAACCGGGAGAUUGAGCAGCUGGGGAUUAUUGCAUUGGUAAACAUUCUCCUCAAGCCUGUCAAUUUCGUCCUUGAAAUAGCAUACCUAGAUCGCAGUCCAGGCACCCAAGUCAACCGUUAUCGCUUCCCGGAGGAAGCGAAUGAAAAGGAUGCUUCAGGCUUGGGUCCUAUAAUCUACCUUCUCUACAGACCAGAUCACUACGACAUCCUGUACCGAUCGCAGCCGGUCAGUCUUCCAGCAACAUCAUCUCCGCCGCAACUGUCCGUGCAAGUGAACCGAGUCACUGGUUUUACACACGACACAGCAUUUUCGAGCACAGCCGCUACCUUGGGGGCCUUUGCAACAGCUGACUAUGGUACUUUGAGCAUGAUACCGGGGCUCAGUACCGGAGGUGGGGCCGGACUUACGGGAUUGGUAUCAAUGGCAGCAGCAUCUGGAGCAGCUAGUCCGAUAGUUAGCGAUGGGUUCUCAUCGUCUCAUCAAGACCCAUGGCUCACGCCAUACGGAUCGGAAGUGUCGUCCAGCAAGGAAGCAUCACCGUCGCAGCCACCCUCGGCGAUUACGUCGGCUCACCCGUCAUCACCACCUGCUCCACUAACACCCACCACACCGAUGUGUUCAUCUUCGUCGUUAAUGGCUCCAAGCCUGAGUCUGGUCUCUCAACAGCUUUCCCAGCACGUCCCUGCACCCGCUGCAGGAGCAGGCUAUCCCAUUCGGUUCAGUCCCCAUCAGCUAGAAUAUGAAAGCAAUAGCUUCCCCGAGCCGACUUUUCAAGUGACGACAAACACUUUCAAGAAUAGCGUUUGGAACCGCGCGCAUUACGGAAAUCCGGACUUUCAGCCUGAGGAAUGGAACCCCGACGAAGACAGUAUCGAUCACCGAUUGUCGGGGAAGAAGAAAGCCCGAAAAGACUCAAACUAA